This is a messenger RNA of Papilio polytes (common Mormon), 3529 nucleotides long. Its product is annotated as golgin-45. NCBI's taxonomy places the organism in Eukaryota, Metazoa, Arthropoda, Insecta, Lepidoptera, Papilionidae. Bases 144 to 1403 code for a protein of 419 amino acids. Gene Ontology annotation, cellular component: Golgi membrane. The transcript has 6 exons. The record is from RefSeq and is a predicted model, not a curated record. Gene Ontology annotation, biological process: Golgi organization; Golgi to plasma membrane protein transport.
UGACAUUUUAUGUCAACAAAUCAUUUGACUUUGAAGUUCUGUUUAGAUUUUAAUUUACAUGAUUGUGUAUAUGAUUUGAUUGUAAAUAUUUUGUUGACGUGUGCAACAAUUUUCUAUUGUGGUUGUUCCAAAAUAGGAAAAAAAUGGACAAACCAAAUUCUUUUCGUGCAGUUUCAGAAAUGUUGAGUAAAGCAAGGACCGCAGGCGACGGCAUGGAAUCGGUCGAUAGUGUCGUUGAAAAUAAGUCGAAACCAGAAUAUAAGCGUAACGUGUCAACUAACAGUACCGAUUCACUUUUACCUGCACGUCUAAUUCAGCUGUAUCCAUCUAAAAUAGUGACAUCAGAGAAGAAAACGUCACAUGUUUACUCUAAAAGUCCUAAAUUCGUACCAUACGAACCUUAUCCUGGUGCAGUCAAGCCAAUUACUUCACAAGCAAAGUCUAAGAAUACAAAGAAAUCAAAAAAUAACAUGGAUAUCAACACAUUGAUAUCUCAGAUGUCACAAAUGGAUACAAAUUUAAAUGAAUACAAACCAAGACCAAAGUUAGCGUCUGUUAGUGAUAAAUCUGUAACAGAUAUUGAAAAAGAUGAUACUCAUAAUGAUUUGAAGAAAAAGCUUGAAGAAGCACAAAAAGAAACUGAAACAUUAAAAGAACAACUAAAACAACAAGUUCAGGUGAAUAAGGAACUGAAAACAAUGUUAGUUGCAUCAAUGGGAGAAGACCUUGAAAUUCAAGUCCAGUCACUAAAUGAAGAUAAAAAACAUCUAGCAAAUGCUUUGAUUAAUACUGCACAACACCUUUCAACACAUCAGGAACAAACAGAGUGGCUUGCCGGACAGUGUGAGGUAUGGAGGAGUAAAUUUCUUGCUAGCAGUUUAAUGGUAGAAGAGCUGGCUAAUUGCAAGAAGUUACUUAACGAAAAAACAGUGAAUUUGCAACAAGCAAUUAAGAAUUUGUUAGACGAGAGAUGCCGCACAAGGGAUAUGAUGCUAAGUACAUAUAGAAAUUUAUACAGUCUUCAUGAGAAAUGGCUAGAAAAUAUAGCAAUAUCAGACUAUAUCAGUAAUACAAAGAUAUAUAGUAGACCAAUAGGGAAUUUAAACUUCACAGCAACAUUGCCACAUUCAACAAACAUUUUAGAUAUGGCAUCAGUUAAUUUGAAGCUAUCAGAAAACAUUAGUAGUUCAGUUGAGAAGCAAGAUAUUAGCCAUUUUAAUAUUUUACCAUCGGCUACUGAAGCGGAAUUAUAUGCUGAGAAUGUAAUGGCAAUGCCACUAGAAAUAAAGAGAGCGAAUGAAGAUCCAGUGAAUGCAUUAGUUAAUCAUGCAUACAACAACAGUAAUGUGUCUCCGCCUGUCGCCUCCUGUGUCCACUGCAAUGGAAGAGUACAAUUAUUAUAAUUUUACAUGGAAAAAUAGUGAUGGAAUAUUAGUUUGCUCAUUGUGUUUAGUUUGUAAAUAAUCAGGAUAUUGAAUAAACAGGGGAAUUUAUUAUAAACACAUAAUUUCUACUCAUAAAUGGGGUAAGUUGUAAUGAUUUACUUAGUAUUAGUUUUUUGAUGAGUAAUUUUGUCGUACCAUCUUUCUGUGUAAAAGUUUUCUAAUUUUGUUUGCAUAAUAUUUAAAAAAACAAGUAUACCAGUUUUAAAGUAGUUUUUAAUUUAAUUUUUUGUAAAAUAAUAACAGGCGAUUAGUUAAUUAUGUUUUGAGAGUUGUAAAACUCAUUUAUCUUUAGUUCUUGUUAUGAAGUCAAAGGUAAAUUUAGAGUAUAACAGAAUUAUUUUUAGUAGGCAAUUUGUUGCAAGAUUAUGAAUGAUGCAAUAUAUUCUCAAGAUUUGUGAUGUUUUAUUACUUGAAUUGUGUAAUAAUGACAUUACAAGAGAAUAACAUAUUAGUAACAAAUCACAUAGAUUUCUGUUAUGUGUUUUUAAUGGUUUUUAUCUUCAAUUUCUGUAUAAGUCGUGCAAAAAUAAUGUCAUUGGACCUAAAAAAAAUAUCUUAAUUCAUAUCAUUCUUUAGGUCAUGUAUAUUAGACCUAUAGAUAUAAUUUUAUCCUUAUUUAAGAUGUUUUCUUAAAGUGUAACAAACAUGAUAAUUCUUUGAACUUUGUUUUUAAAAUAUUGUAAAUUGUGUGGUUGAUGUUAUAUGCAAGUAGAAAGAUUACUUUAAUAGCAACUCACAUCCCAAUAUAAACAAUAUUAUUAAUAUUAAAACUAUUUUAAAAGUGGGCCUUAACACUACUUAGAGAUGUAACAGGGGAUACUGUAUCUUUUUUUUUUCAAAUUAUUGAUAAUAGUAUAGAUUGUUUCACAUGCUUUCGUAGAUUUUGUAAACUUUUGAUACCAAAUUAUUCAAAAUGCAACCUUUGUAUCUGAUUUUUCUUAAAGUGUAUUUGUUAGGGGUUUGGUGUCUUUUUUGAUUUGUUUUCAUCUUAUAUUUCUUUUAAAUAUCUCAGUUGCCAGUGAAAUGUCAUUCUCCAAUACUACUGUAAUUUGAUAUUUUUUUCCAAAGUAUUUUUAUAUAAUUUAGUAAAUGUAUAACAAGACUUCUUUUUUUUAUGUAUGUUGUGUUCACGGUUGUGACUGUUCAAAAUAUAUUUUGAUUUCAUUAGUUUUAAACAAAAUUUUGUUGUGAGUAAUCUUUUUCGAUCACAUUCGAGUUUGUUAUUUAUUGUUUUUUUUUUAACACAAAUAAAUAUACACUUUGAACACUAAUCUUUCGAAACAUGUUUGACGGGAGAAUUAGUGUUUAUGAAGAAAUUGUCAAUAGCUUUUGGUACUUGGUCGUACUUACAGAAACGUAUUUAGUGCAUAAUCUAACACAAGUACUAAUUUUAUUGUUAAACAAAUAAUACAAUAAUUUAUCAAUAUAGAAAAUCUUUAUUAUAAAAACACUGUAACAAUUACUUUGUAAAUAUGUAUUUAUUAUUUUUAAAAUAAAAAAAAUCUUAUCACAAUGUACGUUUUACAUUUUGAGACAAAGGUCAUACCUUCAGCCACGUUUAGAGAAGAUUGUUUGACUAUUAACUCGUCUUUACUUAUUUGAAUGGUAAUACAUUAUUUUUUUAUUGAAAUUACGCUGGUUAAGUUAAUACAUGAUUCUUUCUGUGAACUAUCUUCUAAUAAUUAGGCAUGGGGUUUAACAGCCGAUGAUCUAGUCUAGAUCAAGGUGGAGGGAGUGUACUAUUAAAAUGGUCUCAUUUAAAGUAGUUUUUAUAUCUAUUUUAGAUUUUUCCACUCUAGAGAUCCAGUUCACCCAACAAAAACUAAGUGGACCCUACAAAAGUACAAAUGGUAUCACAGUACAUUACAAAUGAUACAAUACAUGCUCAACGAUAUAGUAAUAUUAGUAUAGACGAAGAAUUAAAUACACUACCCACUUAGAAUCAAAUAUCGAAAGCAAUCUGUCGACAUAAUAGCUAGGAUUUAGCUCGUUUACAUGCUGUGACUAGUUCUCGAUUUAAUUUAAUUUCGAACGAUAAAUGUUAUUUCACUAAAAUGGGUAGGUAAUAAAAUUCCUCGACUGUA